AUGAUUGACCUUCCUCAAGUCCCAGUUCGUCAUACCGACUGGAUUACUCAUGUCGCAGCCCAUCCAGAGACAUCACUGCACACCUUGCUCGAACCCUACAAGGAAUAUGACUCCAAGCUGCGCGAGGUGUUCGCUCAGCAACCAGAACACCCCGCUAUUGCCGAGCCCAACAUCCUUCCCAUAUUCGCAGGCCGCGAAAGUGAACUCAAGAUCCGCGCUCGCAACCCCGAGGAUGAAUCCGAGGCUGAGCGUGAGCGCUAUCUCAUGCCUCUCGACGAGGAGGACCGCAAGCCGACUGGCUCUCCGGCGGUUGUGCAAUCACUCAAUGAGUUCCAGACCAACUUCCAGCUCUUUUCCGAGUCAUCGCUUGUUGACAUGGACUGGUCCAAUGUGGUGGUCGCAGGUAGCGCUGUUGUAACUUCGUUGCUGCCGGUUCCAGAGGAACAUAGUGGCUCCAAGCGCGCCCUACGCGAAUACUAUCAUCAGAAACUGGCCCCGGCUUCGGAUGUCGAUCUUUUCCUCUACGACCUUACCGAAGAGCAAGCCAUUGAGAAGAUCAAGCAGAUUGAACAACGCAUCAGAGACUCCAUCUUGACAGAGACAACCACCGUCCGUACCAAGAACGCCAUUACCAUCGCUUCCCAGUAUCCCACUCGUCACGUUCAGAUUGUCCUGCGAAUUUACAGAUCUAUUUCCGAGAUUCUCACAGGCUUCGAUGUUGAUUGUUCCUGUGCGGCAUACGAUGGCAAGCAAGUCUACGCCAGUCCUCGUGCGAUCGCUGCAUACAUGACGCAGAUCAACACCAUCGACCUGACACGUCGCUCCCCGUCAUACGAAAACCGAUUGUCCAAGUAUGCACGCCGCGGCUUCGAAGUCUACUGGCCGCUCCUUGAUCGGUCGCGUAUUGAUCCCACGCUGUUCGAACGCUCCUUCGGUCGCACUCUCGGACUGGCCAGGUUGCUAGUACUUGAGAAAUUGCCGAAAAGCACUGACCGUGACGCUUACGUUGAUCAGCGUCGUGCUGAACGUGGCAGACCAGCCAUCAAUCGUUGGGCCACGCAGAAGCUCAAAGGCGACAUCAAGCAACAGCAUGACGAAGAUGUUGCCGAGUGGGUAGAGACUGAUGAGGUCAGCGAUUACCAUACCUUCACCAUCCCAUACGGGCCGAAGUUCCAUGCUCGGAAGAUUGAGAGGUUGCUCUUUGCGAAGGACUUGCUACUCAACGCCGAAUGGAAUCGACCUAAGGAUCGACAGACCACACUACAUCGACACCCUUCCUUCUUUGGCAACGCAAUCGAUGUAAUUGGGGACUGUUGCGGGUUCUGUCCCGAGCCCACCACACCAGAAGAUCAGGAGAUUGCAGCUGAGGAAAGCAAGAUCUAUGUGUCUGGCACAUUGUCUUUCAUCAAAGACAACCCUGGACGGCAAUCAAUCGGCUCAUUUAACCCUCUUACUGAUGAUGAUUGGACCGAGAUGGCAUAUGUCGGCAAUACAGCGCGACUGUGUCAGGCUAUAGUGGACGGAGAUCUCGAGCAUGUCCGGGAUUGGCUCAGUCAAGAGGGUGCUGAUCCCAACCGAAGGGACUACACUGGGCGUACUCCACUUCAUUUGGCGGUCAUGACCUCAACUCCGCAGGUCGUUCAAGCUCUCGUCGAUGCUGGAGCCCGUAUCGUCGCUCGCAUCUUCGAUGGUAAGACCGCGCUCCAUCUUGCUGCCAUGCGCGGUGAGGUAGAGAUGGUCAGAGCUCUCCUCAUCAAGAGUGAGGCCAACGAAGAAGAAGAGGCAGAGAAAGAAGCUCUUAAGAAGAAGAAUCAGAUCCUCCCGGAAACACCAGAUGCUACCAGUACCAACGACACCGAGGAACAUGCUUCCGAUGACGACAGCGAGAACGACGACGAUGAGGAUGACGACGUCGAUUUACUUGAUGAUGAGUCCGAUAAUGCCGAUGCGACUACUGAAGGCUCUGUCAUCAAGAUAGACCCCAAAAAGUCAGAAGACCACGAUAACCUCCCAGAUGAUGCAAAUGACGACGAGCCCGAUGUAUACGACGUCAACGUAGUCGCUUGGGACGCACCGGUAUCUGCGCUCCACCUGGCCAUUGCAAAUGGUCACACCGACGUCGUAAAGACUCUCGUUCAGGAGUUUGGAGCCGAUGUACUACUGCCGGUCAAGCUUGUCAAUGAUUACAACAAGUCCCCGCGCGCGGCGAUCCUGCCAACCGUUCUCGCUUUACAGCUCUCGCCUGAAAAGGCCAAGGACAUGACUAGAUUACUCGUCAGCCUAGGUGCAUCGCCUGCACAGGGCGACACUAGCCACAUCACAGCGUUGCACUACUUUGCUGCGCAUGGUGCCGAUCUGCUCACCACUUUGAUAUCCGCAAACAGGCCUGCGGCGCAACAAGCCGCCGAUCACUUAUCGCUGAGUGGCUAUUCGUUCAGACCCAACGUGAACAGUCCUCUGAAGACAGCCAUUGAACAUGGUGAUACCGCUGGAGUUGAAGCACUUCUAGAGCUGGGCGCGAAGCCUGAGCUUGACUUCGCCACCUACUCUACCGUUGCGAAAAACAAGGGGUUUCAUUCGGCAUACAGCACUGCCGAGAGCAACCAGAAAGCGUUCAGAGAAAACGUCGAGCAGCCUGUAUUUACUGCACUUCGUUAUGAGGCAUUGUCGAUAGUCUUGAAGCUUCUGGAUGCUGGAGCAGACAUCAACAGUCUUACUCCCAAAGCUUGGUGCGCGCUGGACAAAAGCAACAACACACACGACAACGAUACGGGCACCCUUUUGGAUAUUGUUCGGUACAAUGUGCGAAAACUACAGACCUUUAUCGAGAAGGGCAAAGUUGAUGGCCAAGAUGGGUGGUUGUGCUCCGAAGGCUGGGUGGACCGCAUUGAUAACUACCGGCGGUCCGAGCAAUUCGCCCCAGUACCGCUCAAGGAAGAUACUGAAUAUCUUGGAGGACUCGAACCGGGUACCUACGCUCAUUGGAUGGUGAGUGAUCAGAUCGACAGCGCCAAACGGAUCUACGAACAAGACUUGGAGAGCCACGAGAAGUGGAAACAGUCUCAGAAAGAACCCGAGGGUACGAGUGAGAAGAAGUCGGCUGUCCAGGCGCUAUUGAAAGAGUUCGAAGCAUUGGAGUCAGAGCUGCUCAGACGACAGGCGAAGACCUUCAAAGAGCUGCAUCCAGAUACCGAAAUCAGGAUACCCCCACCACAACAGUACAAUUAUGGUAGCUAUGGACCUGACCCUCCAAAGCCGUGGAAUCCGUUGCUCACCUUCCGGCUUUCUGACCUGACCGACGAACGACGGGAAGCUUACCUCAAGUUGUUCCAAGCCUGCUGGGAUGGCGAUCUUCCGACGAUCAAAGAGCUUACCUUGUCGAUGUGGGGAGAUAAUCAGACUCCCCUGCAAAUCGCUGUUCAGAACUCGCAGGAUUACUCGCCGUUCUCUAUCGCCAUUCUGCGGAAGCACUAUGGAAUCGCUCGUGCUGUCUUGGAGAUUGCACAUGCGCAAUAUGUGCCCGAAGAGAAGCCAUUGGUCAAACACAGUCUCCAGCCCCGAGAUGAUGACGACGGUAGCAGUGACGAUGGUGAGGAUGAUUUCGAGAUCUACGCUGAGAUUGUGGAUGAUUGCUUCACUAUUGAGAACAUUGGAGAGGUGCAGAGUCAAGUCAAAAGCAAUGUGACGCCACUCAAGAUGAUGUCGUGGACGUGCCCGGCGUUCCGUUUUCUCGAACACGAUGCUGCAUCGGUCUCACCCUGGCUUCCACACCCAGAGCUCUCAAGCAGCCUCCGUGGUCAACCGCCUUUGGACUCGUCUAGUGGUAACCCGGUACCCGUCAAGAUCCCCGAGGAUGUGCGGCCGCAUAGUCUGUUCCAAUUGGCAGUCUAUCUAGACGAUGCCGAUCUACUACAAUUCCUGAUCGCCAGAGCUCAGGAGUACACGCAACACAACACCGAACUCGACGAUGAGACUGCACCGAGGUUCUUCCGUUUCGACGAAGCCGAGUUCUGGUACGCGAUCCGCUUGAGUCGUACCCGCCUGCUAGGAAUCAUCAUCAAGAACACUGGGGCUGGCAUUCCUUUGGACGAUCUUGUGAAGAAGAGCGGCAUCGAGAUACCCGUGAAGCCAAAGUACUACCAAGGGCUAUCGGUGCACGGCAGGAAGCGAGCGGACUGGGCGAAUGAAGGGAGAGAGACCCAGACGAAAGCAGUUGGGGCGAAGCAUCCGCCUUUACUUCAUGCCGCUCGUUACACAAGUUUGGAGAGCGUCGAGUGGUUCGCUAGUGACACCGCUUUGCGCUGUUAUAUGGAGUUUGCGGACAGUCAUCGAGACGAUAUUCGCAUCCAGAACCUGGCGAAGACCCAAGGCGGCCUACAGUCGUCUAUCACAAAUUGGCUCGACCUACGCUCGCAUCUACUGCUCCAUUCGGUGGUUCUGGGCAAGGAGGGUGAAGAGUCGGUGAGCCUGCUUCGACAUCUAUGCAAAACUCAUCCCAAGGCGAUUGGACAUCGUUCUGCGAAUGGCAUGACGCCCCUGCAGCUUGCUUUCUCUCAGCACCGUGUCGAAAUGGUGAAGGUUCUUCUGGAAGCUGGUGCCGAUCAAACCACACGCGACAACACCGGAGCGAACAUUAUCCACUCAAUCCUGCACAAACAUUUGAACUACCAGCUAGACCUAGAGAAGCUCCGCGAGCUUUUGGCGCUCAUCGACACUCGCCUUCUCUCUAGCCUGUUCACCGAACGCACAACGGCGGCUCCUGGCGCAGCUACACCUCUUGCACGCUGGCUUCACGUCGCUCUUCCCCACAAUUCAACAAGUUAUAACUCGGAGAGCCACGAAAACAUUCUCAAACUUCUUUUCGAGCUCAACAAAGGCGACGACCUCAGUAUCGUCAAUGGCGAGGGCGACACGCCUGUCCAUCUUGCCGUACGGCGUGGUACUGAUCAAGUCUUGCGCGUCAUGCUCCAAUGCCGUCCUGACCUUCUCUUCCGUGAGAACGCAUCAGGACGUACGCCGUUUGAGAUGGCAGAGGAUACAUAUCUGGCUCAAGAGGUCUUCAGCAACCCUCCGCCUCCCAGCGACGCAGGGCAAAAUCGUCGCCACAGACAUCUUGGUAUCGGGAACGUGAAUACUAACGUGCUUUCACGACGUCCAGAAUCCUUCGUCGAAAAGUCCCGAGAUACUCGCGAUGCUACGACAAAGGUGUGGGAAGUCUGCAAGGAGUUUGCCGAGAAGAAUCAAGGGCAGAAGAGGAAGCUGGUCAGCCUGGUCGAGGCAAAUGAGGUUGCGAAGCGACUGGCAUUGCGGAAGCGGAAUGAGUCUACGACGCGGGUGAGGGGGAGGCGGUUCAGGCGCAGGCAUGGCAGAGUUGAAGCCAUCCACGACGACGACGACGACGAGCUUGCCACAGGCGACGAGGUCGAUGCGUGGUUUGGAGCGCAUGGAACGUAG
Molecule: messenger RNA, 5454 nt
Organism: Alternaria viburni
Lineage: Eukaryota; Fungi; Ascomycota; Dothideomycetes; Pleosporales; Pleosporaceae
Exons: 1
Coding region: 1-5454 (1817 amino acids)
Molecular function (GO): protein binding
Source: RefSeq, a predicted model, not a curated record